CCGCCGCAGAGUUGGAGCUCUCUUUCUGCGUCCAGCUCGCAUUGACAGCCAACACUGGCGCAGAGUCUCAGCGCAAACCUUUACCAUAUUUUCCUGACACAAAACGACAUUUCAUAGCCAUACUUUCCACACAUUCUCUUCCGGAGACAAGCGUCGGAGCGGCCUCGUCUAGAAUGGGGAACCGAGACGAUGAAUACGAUUUCUUGUUCAAAGUUGUGUUAAUUGGGGACUCGGGCGUAGGGAAGAGCAACCUGCUUUCUCGAUUCACACGAAAUGAGUUCAACCUAGAGAGUAAGAGCACCAUCGGGGUGGAGUUUGCCACGCGCAGCAUUCAGGUGGACGGCAAGACGAUAAAGGCUCAGAUCUGGGAUACAGCCGGGCAGGAGCGCUACAGAGCCAUCACCUCAGCAUACUACAGAGGAGCCGUGGGGGCGCUCUUAGUGUACGACAUCGCCAAACACCUGACCUAUGAGAAUGUGGAGCGCUGGCUGAAGGAGCUGAGGGACCACGCCGACAACAACAUCGUCAUCAUGCUGGUGGGCAACAAGAGCGACCUGCGCCACCUCAGGGCCGUGCCCACCGACGAGGCCCGGGCCUUCGCAGAGAAAAACAAUCUGUCAUUCAUAGAAACUUCAGCCUUGGACUCAACAAACGUUGAAGAAGCCUUCAAGAAUAUCCUCACAGAAAUCUACCGCAUCGUCUCUCAGAAACAGAUUGCUGAGCGGUCUGCCCAUGACGAGUCCCCGGGAAACAACGUGGUGGACAUCAGCGUGCCCCCCACCACGGACGGCCUGAGGGGGGGCAAACUGCAGUGCUGUCAGAACCUGUAACCCAUGGCAACAGUCCCCUCUCACCUGGGUCGAUUAUUCAUUGAAAUCCACAGUGUUGGUAUGCUUCCAUCUGCCUGCGGUGCAAUAUUGUCUCAAUCUGCACUUUGUUUUUUAGAUCAGUGGAGUCAGUUCCUUUAUGCCACAAACGAUCAAACCCAGAAAGAAGUGUUUGAUUUGAUUUCAAAUAGUAAUGUGACCCGGGGACAAUCUGCCACCUCCCCCCCCGUGCAAAAACAGGACUGAUGGUACAGCAUAUCAGAAUACCUUUAUGUACCUGCCACAGUAACCCGUGAUAGUGUAGCAGAACAGCUUUGGCCUAAACAUCUCCCUGGUAGUUACUGCCACAUGUUGGACGCCUGGCUGUGAAUCCUGCCUGUCCCAGUCGUACCAGUAGUCCUGUUUUUGGGCCUCCCUCCUCCUCCAGUCAUCAUCUCAAAUGUCGUUGUUACGCUGCUGAUGCUCAUUUCAUUUUGUGUAAAAUAUAUCCUUUUUUUGUUUUGAUUUUGAUAGCUUGUCUGCUCACAUACAUUAUAUUAAUGCCAUGAAAUUAAAUUUUACAAUAUUA
Messenger RNA from Trematomus bernacchii (emerald rockcod), 1395 nucleotides. Its product is annotated as ras-related protein Rab-11B. Gene Ontology annotation, biological process: constitutive secretory pathway; regulated exocytosis. The transcript is spliced from 5 exons. Gene Ontology annotation, cellular component: recycling endosome. Lineage: Eukaryota; Metazoa; Chordata; Actinopteri; Perciformes; Nototheniidae. The coding region runs from base 174 to 830 and encodes 218 amino acids. Gene Ontology annotation, molecular function: GTPase activity; GTP binding. The record is from RefSeq and is a predicted model, not a curated record.